Peronospora matthiolae is the source of this 2196-nucleotide messenger RNA. NCBI's taxonomy places the organism in Eukaryota, Oomycota, Peronosporomycetes, Peronosporales, Peronosporaceae. The record is from the annotation of a GenBank genome assembly.
AUGGUGAACCCACGCAUUACACCCCGACGCACUGAGUUCCCCCGUCUGCUACCGGCGGACUCUUUGCUUGAGACUAGUGAAUCCGAACUAGCUCUCAGUGACUUAGACGCUUUGCGUCUUAAUGCUUUAAAACUUGCCCCUACGCCAACUAGUGCGGCGGAGCUGCAUCGCAUGUGGAUUCCAUGCCCUCAUGCGAUCAAGCGCAAGCACCUUGCCGAGGUGCUCGAUGAGCUUGCGAAAGACGACCAACCACAGUUGUGGAAUGACGCACGUCAGGCUCGUCUUCUUCGAGACUUUAAGCUGAUCCCUAAUGCAGGGAUCCGUUUGACGUGCACGGCCUACGACACUGCUUCUAAACUCAGUUUGGUCAAGCUCAAUGCGUUUGGUUCCCAAAUCCAAGUCGCACGGUUUUCGAAGUACGGUUCUCGUUACUACGUUGAUCUGGUCCGUCUGCCUGACGAAGUCACGGACCGCGUGAUUUUUGAUUGGUUUGCGGAACAUGGUGCACCUCCGACGUGUGUUCUACCCACGUUCGUGCGAAACGAUCUUCCUUCGCGGGAACGUACCGUUUCUAUUGGUCGAGAUCAGGCGCCUUCUGUCUUGGUCCAUUUUCAAGACAAUCCUCUUCGUGAGAUUGAAUUUUCAUCGCCGGACGACGGCAUGGUCAAGCUUCGUGCGUGUUUCGUCAACCACAAAGUGGCAAGUUACAACCGUGUAACGCCUCCGUCAAUUCUUCUACGUCAAGAGGCAGAUGCCGCGCGCAUGGCGACUGAAUCUGCGGCGUCUUCACCAUCUAGUUUGUUCUCACCAUCUGGUGCUCCUAUUCCUUCUGAUCCCAAGGGACAUGUAUCGUCUCUUCGGGAAUCGAUUUGCCGCAUGCCACCUGAUUUACCAGCGGAUUCUCCACUUGAUUCUUCACUGGAUUUAAAAGCUGAUUCUUCAGGCUCUCCCGUUGCGCCUUCGGAUCAUGACACCUCUCGUACUGAUGACGUCGCCAUGUCGGAUGACGACGUUGGGUCGACUAUGGGUGAUGCUGUCGACAAAUCUGUUUCGGACCCCUCCGACUUCAACUUGGAGGCAUUUUUGGGUGAAGUUAUCAAUGCCCCCAAGAUUAAUCCUGGUGCACCGCUAUGGACGAAAGCGGGUACCAAUCGUCAGGCUCUUUACGGUCGUUCUGGCGCUGAUCUGGUUGAAGCCAAGUCGAUCAAGUAUGAUUUCAACGCUGAAGCUGGUACAGCUCAAGCGACUGGCCUCGUCAAGCCAAAUUACUACCAUUCGCUAUGGUUUGAGGACGCUGACCCGGACGUCGCUCAAUGUCAGUACGAUCUCGAAGCUCGUCAUGAGGAAGGCAACGAGACUUGUAUGGAGUGUGGUCAAGUUGCUGCCGACAAGAAGACCUACAUCUCCAUCGUAGCCCCAUACACUAUUGGCUACGAAGUUGAGAGUAUGAAACGACUUGAACUCACCAAGUGCGUGGACUCUUUUUUAAAAGAUCUCAGUUACCGUACCCCGCUCGAACAAUUGGAUACGGUUGAGGCUAACCCGGGACUUAUGCUCCCGGCUAUGGCGUCUAAAGAUCGCCUAGACACUCUUGCCCAUUACCGAAGUGUCUGUCGUCUUUUGGCUCACACUCGUCCUGGUACGAGUGUGGCUCAGUCGCAAUGUUCAAGGGUUCUUCAUGCGACGGGCAAGGCAAAGACCAUGCUCAAAAACCUUUUGGGUCAUGGGCCUCCAAUUUUGGCUCAAGACAAGAAGGCUCUUUUUGCUCCUUCAAGCUGGGAUUUGGUGCUUCAUAUUAUGGCACUGACGGUAUAUCAUGACCCUAUCAAGCUGUUCGUCCUCACGGAUACUAUCCCGGACUUUCUCGUCGAUUUGAGGGUUCCGCUGCUUUCGGAUAACACUCUUUGGCUGCUCGGUUUCAGCUAUUUCGCGAAAGACCUUUUGCAGUACGAGACUGUGCCCGACUCUUUGAAGUCUUUGGUUCAGGCUGUCCAAGCAUUGAAACCUAAUGCGAAAGGGUCCCCAAGUCAUCGCCUUCAUUUUUGGGCAGGAGGCAUGGGCCUUCAAGGCGGUUUCACUCAAUGUGAAUGGGUUGAACAAGCCCCGCCUUCAGUUCUACCAAGAUCUACUUUCACAAUAUCAAGUUGUCGCUUUUCAAGAAACCAAGCUUUCAAGUCAACAGUUGAUACAAGAUAA